Molecule: messenger RNA, 963 nt
Organism: Podospora bellae-mahoneyi
Lineage: Eukaryota; Fungi; Ascomycota; Sordariomycetes; Sordariales; Podosporaceae
Product: alpha subunit of pyruvate dehydrogenase
Exons: 2
Coding region: 1-963 (320 amino acids)
Biological process (GO): pyruvate decarboxylation to acetyl-CoA
Molecular function (GO): pyruvate dehydrogenase (acetyl-transferring) activity
Source: RefSeq, a predicted model, not a curated record
AUGGAGAUGGCUGCCGACAGACUAUACAAGGAGAAGAAGAUUCGGGGUUUCUGCCACCUCUCCACCGGUCAGGAGGCCGUUGCCGUCGGUAUCGAGCAUGCGAUCAACAAGUCGGACGAUGUCAUCACCUCUUACAGAUGCCACGGUUUCGCCUAUAUGAGAGGCGGCACUGUGCGCUCCAUCAUUGGCGAGCUUCUUGGUCGCCGUGAGGGUAUUGCGUACGGCAAGGGCGGUUCUAUGCACAUGUUCGCCAAGGGCUUUUAUGGCGGCAACGGCAUUGUCGGCGCUCAGGUGCCUGUCGGUGCCGGGUUGGCUUUUGCCCAGAAGUAUACCGGUGGCAAGAAGGCUACUGUUAUCCUGUAUGGUGAUGGUGCUUCCAACCAGGGUCAGGUGUUUGAGGCUUUCAACAUGGCCAAGCUUUGGAAGUUGCCCGCCCUUUUCGGGUGCGAGAACAACAAGUACGGUAUGGGUACCUCCGCUGCCCGCUCCUCCGCCCUGACCGACUACUACAAGCGCGGCCAGUACAUCCCCGGUCUCAAGGUCAACGGCAUGGACGUCCUUGCGGUCAAGGCGGCCGUCCAGUACGGCAAGCAGUGGACUGAGGAGGACAAUGGUCCGUUGGUUCUCGAGUACGUGACCUACCGCUACGGUGGUCAUAGUAUGUCGGACCCCGGCACCACCUACCGCACCCGUGAGGAAAUUCAGCGUAUGCGGUCCACCAACGAUCCCAUCGCCGGCCUCAAGCAGCACAUUCUCGACUGGGGCGUUGCUCAGGAGGAUGAGCUCAAGAACAUCGACAAGGAGGCCCGCAGCUUCGUCAACGAGGAGGUGGCCGCCGCCGAGGCCAUGGCCGUCCCUGAGGCCACCCCCAAGAUCCUGUAUGAGGACAUUUACGUCAGAGGCUCCGAGCCCGAUUUCAUCCGUGGCCGCAUCCUGGAUGAGAACUACUACUUUAAGCAGUAA